GGGCUGUUUGAAAAUCUUUCAGGAAGUGUAUCCGCUUUGACGCGGACGUAAACAAACGUAGCUUAGCGAUCUAAACCCCGCUGUGACUAUAGAGAAAUUGUACUGUAGUACAAUGUGUUUCUCUGCCGCCUAGAUCUAGAACGAUCUGAUAUCCGGUAACAGGAUCUGGCGUUUUGUUAGGAGCUUUACUUGAGAAGAUCUCAACUCAACAAUGUCUACUUCAAAUUUCAAGAAUAAGUGCGUGACGCAAGUCAACUGUAUAUACUGUGACAGUCUGCUGUGCAUGAGAGGAAUGAAAGCAGUACUUUUGGCUGAUACGGAAAUAGAGUUGUUCUCAACCGACAUACCACCAAAUAGGACAGUUGAUUUUGUGGCAAGCUACUAUUCCACUGAAAGCUGCAAAUGCAAGUUAAGAGACAUUGCUUGUUUGAAAUGUGGGAAUGUUGUGGGAUAUCACGUGGUGGCCCCAUGCAAGCCCUGCUUGCUGUCCUGCAACAAUGGUCAUUUCUGGAUGUUCAACAGUGAGGCUGUGUCCACCAUCAAUAGACUGGAUGCAACAGGGCAGAACUUGCUGCUGUGGGGAGAUCUUCCAGAACUGGAGGGCAGUGAUGACGAGAGUCUGGACAGUCUCUCAGAAGAAGAGUACCUCAGAUAGAAACACACACAUCCAAAGGAAGUAGACUGAUGGUAGCGAACUAGUUUACUUUCACUCACACAAGUCUCCGUUUAAAGCACAUUGUCUUGUCUUUAGCUGACUGGGAAUAGGCAAGAGAAAAAAAAGUCUUAUCAUCCCGGCUUGAUUUACAUGCAUUUUCUUUCUGCAUCUCCUCAGAUUCGUUUCAGUAUGUCAGAGUGCCACUACCAAAGAGAUGUUUCUGUUUUCUUUGCAUUACGGUUGCAGUAGCACAAAACAUGAUGAUUGGAUUUAAAGAUUUAGGAUGUUAUCCUCAUAUAUCUUUAUACAACAUGGAUCAGACUGUUUAAGAAGAUUAACAGUAGUGUUACUUUGAGGUGUUAAUACAGGUUGUUUACUCCGGUACUAAUGCAGUUUUGUGAGGCAACCAGAUAGAUAGAUAGAUAGAUAGAUACAAUCUUGCAAAAUCAAAUGCUGGUUCCUCAAGUCUAUGUGGUUUUAUAGGAAGGAAAUGAAUGACUGACAUUUACCAUGUUUUAAUGGUUUACCAGUAUAUAUGUCAAUUUCAAUUGAAUGUCACAGAAAGUCCCCUGAAGAUGGAUAUCAAUUGGGAUAUUUAUUCUAAACAAGGUUCAUCCCUGCAUAAUAUUUUUUGUAUUUAGAUUUUGCUCUUUUUUUAUGGCUUUGACAUUUGAAGUGGCACAAAAUGACUUGGCAGCUUUGAGUAGAGUAGUUAGGUCUCAACUCGGUGACAUUUGGCAUUUCAACAACUUUAAUUUAACAUUAUGGUACUUUGCUUGGUCCACUCUUUUCAAUUGAAACUCUGUUUCAUGAAAUAGUAGUUUAACAUAUGUACUUUCUGUACUCCGGUUAAGUUUGCCACCAGGGCAAUCAUGAAAAACAACAGAAAAUAAAUCUGCAUUUAAUUACUAUAAAUUCUGCAUGACACUGUGUGACAAACUGGACAAAGCAUUUUUAAGCUUUUUCAUUUUUUUUUUUCUCAUGGAGGUAACAAAAUGAUUUGCAUCCUCUUCCAUUUCUUUUGAUUUAUAAAGACAUGAUAUAUUCAUUCAGUAGCAGUUUUUCCACAAUCCUGUUUACCAUUUCACUGUGUAAUGAUAUGAUUUUCACAGAUCAUUAAAAAAAAAAGAAGGCUAUAAUGCCCCACUGUAAACGUCUUAGUGCAAAAUUUACACCAUGUUGCAUUUUAAGUAAAAAUAACAGCAACAAGAGUAAACAACCACUAUUGUGAUAGCUUUCAGGUGUAGCAGUUUUAGGGGUUGGCUCUUUUAUGCCUUGAAGUGAUAUUUAGUAUGCAUCUAUGACCAAAAUGAAACAGCGAAAAAAUAUGUUUUGCAUUUUAACUUAUUAACAGAGGAUUUAUUUGAUUAUCUAUGUUAUGAAUGUAUUUAUUAACAGACAUGAUACUGUAUUUAUACUGACGUGAUUUCAUUUGCGCCAUGUGAGGAUGAGAAAAAAAAAAACAUUUGUAUACUUUUGAUCUGCACUGACAAUAUGUUGUUGGUUUAAACUUUGGGUUAUUUUGUAUGCUGAAUGUCUUGAUAUUAAAUUUUUAAUGUGGAUA
This is a messenger RNA of Cyprinus carpio (common carp), 2219 nucleotides long. RefSeq names its product protein FAM72A-like. NCBI's taxonomy places the organism in Eukaryota, Metazoa, Chordata, Actinopteri, Cypriniformes, Cyprinidae. The record is from RefSeq and is a predicted model, not a curated record. Gene Ontology annotation, cellular component: cytosol.